Pogona vitticeps (central bearded dragon) is the source of this 1884-nucleotide messenger RNA. The record is from RefSeq and is a predicted model, not a curated record. NCBI's taxonomy places the organism in Eukaryota, Metazoa, Chordata, Lepidosauria, Squamata, Agamidae.
GACAGUAGCCCAUACGCCUUGAUUAUCUAGUCUUGUCAUUUGGAGUGAGCUACAAAGACACUGCAGACAGGCAAAUGCUUCAAGGAGGAACAGCUGUGGCCAUGCCUGCUCUUCUGUCUUCAUGCUUCGGCUUCUUCUUCCUGGUCUCCUGUUCGGCCGCCUCAGAGGAGGAUACAGUGGUCGUGACCAGCACCGGCCCUAUCAAAGGCAAACACGUCCCAGCAGGAUCAGGCUCUGUGACGGCCUAUCUAGGCAUCCCCUAUGCUGAGCCCCCACUGGGGAAACUGCGUUUCCAGAAGCCCCUCCCUCAUCAGCCAUGGAGCCACGUCUUGGAGGCCACCAGCUACGGAAGCCCCUGCCGUCAGAAAAAUUAUUUUUCUGAUCCAUAUAGAAGCUUGUGGUUUGCUGACACACCGCCUUCGGAAGACUGUCUCUUCCUCAAUAUCUGGGUCCCUCACCCACGGCCAGCAGCCCCAGUGCCUGUCCUGGUCUGGAUUCAUGGGGGAGGAUUCUUUGCUGGGGCCAGUUCUCUGGAAUUGUACAACGGGGCCUUUUUAGCUGCCACUGAGAAGGUCAUUGUGGCUUCCAUGAAUUAUCGUCUGGGCUUUUUGGGCUUCCUCUUCUUCCCGCCACAUUUCCCAGGAAACAUGGGCUUGUGGGACCAACAUUUGGCUCUGAAAUGGUUGAAGGAAAAUGCCGCCGUCUUUGGUGGUGAUCCUGCUCGGGUGACACUCAUUGGUCAUAGUGCUGGGGGAGCAUCUGUGGGCUUCCAUCUCCUUUCCCCAGCGAGCAAACCCCUUUUUGCCCAAGCAGUGCUGCAGAGCGGUACUCCCAAUUCUUGCUGGGCUUUGCAGUCUCCUCAAGAGGCCACACUGUCUGCACAAGCUUUGUUGGAAAACCUAGCAUGCGAUCCAAAAAAUCGCAGUGCGGUGGUGAGCUGUUUACAGGACAUGGAUUUUGGGGAUGAUGUGUUUUAUACUAUGGAUUCUCUCAUCAGACCUGUCCCAGAUGGGGACUUUCUUCCUGAUGAACCAAAGAAACUUCUACAGACUGGGCAGAUACAGACUAAACCCCUGCUCUUUGGAGUCACUGGCGAUGAUGGGUCUAGCUUUGUAGCUGGUGUUCCAACCAAGGAUGGAAUACUUACCUGGGAGGAACAACUGCGAGAAACAGAGUUAGCAUUGAACGGGGAAUCUGAACCUGAUGCGGUCAAGGCUAUAGCACUGAAAUACAGUGAAGAUGGCCAUGGGCCAGAACAGUACCGUAGGGCCUUAGCCCAGUUUUACAAAGAUUACUUCUUUUUGUGCCCAAUGAUGGAUUUUGCUGCAAGCAUGGCAACAUCUGGAAGACCUAUAUAUGGCUACUCCUUUAACCAAUCCGUCUCUGGCUCCGUUUGGCAAGAGUGGAUGGGUGCAGCCCAUGGCGCUGAGGUGCCUUACCUGUUUGGAACUCUGUCAUCCCUGCCAGCGAGAAGCCAAACAACCACGGAAGCAGAUGCUGGACUGAGCCACAGGGUGAUGCGCUACUGGGCAGAGUUUGCCCGAAGUGGGAAUCCCACUGGAUCCACCCCCGAGGAUGUGCAGUGGCCGCUCUACAAUGCCACAGAGCAGAACUUCUUCCACAUCAGUACAGAAGCACCUCAGGUCAUGCAGGUGUCACCUGCCCACCACUGCAGUUUUUUGGCAACCCACCAAAAUAUAACCCAGAGAACAUGUUUUUGAAGUGAAGAAGAGUGGGACUUAAUGUAGUCUCUGGCGCCUGAGAAUUCCAAGUUCAUGGUUCUGAAGUACAGCAGGAUCCAAAUAAAACAAAAUAAUGACCUAUGGUUUUUAUUACAAUUGAACUGGUUCUUCAGAAAAUAAAGGAGCAUUGUGUUUUCAGACA